Acanthaster planci (crown-of-thorns starfish) is the source of this 2623-nucleotide messenger RNA. It is a transcript of the gene dusp12, whose product is annotated as dual specificity phosphatase 12. NCBI's taxonomy places the organism in Eukaryota, Metazoa, Echinodermata, Asteroidea, Valvatida, Acanthasteridae. The record is from RefSeq and is a predicted model, not a curated record. Gene Ontology annotation, molecular function: protein tyrosine/serine/threonine phosphatase activity. Gene Ontology annotation, cellular component: nucleus. Gene Ontology annotation, biological process: protein dephosphorylation.
UAUCUUGCAAAUUAAAGAAUCUUUCAUUUUAAGUGCCGUACUUCAUCGUAGGUUGUCGUAAAUCUGUCUGCAGCAUUCUAGACCUGGCAAGAUGUCCUCUGGCAAUGUUCACACACCCUACAUGGACGAAAUCUGCCCAGGGCUUUUCCUUGGAUGCCGAGCGGCAGUGACAUCUGAAGAGGGCAGACAGGCGCUGGCUGAGCAUGCUGUCACCCACGUCCUCUCUGUGGAAGGGGACAGGCCCAAGUUAGGUUCGCUGGACUUGAAGCAUAAGUUUGUUCGUGUCAACGACAUGCCAGACGUGGACAUUAUGAAGCAUUUUGAGGAGUGUUUUAGUUUCAUUGACGAGGCCCUUACAAGUGGGAAGGUCAUUGUACAUUGUCUGAUGGGUGUCUCCAGGAGUUCAACCAUAGUGAUCGCCUACCUGAUGCACAGAGACAAGAUAACAUUCAGAGAGGCGUAUGACAUCGUCAGGGAGCAGCACCCAAUGGCUGAGCCCAACUAUGGCUUCAUGGACUUACUGCACCUGUUUGAGGCCAUGGGAUGCCAGUUUUCAUCCACUAAUCGGCUGUACAGGCAGCACAGACUAGGACAGAUGGCUGAAAGCAUUCAAGCUGGCCAGGAGGUGCCGAAGGAAGUCAUCGCAGCUGACCCUCUGGAGAGGGCCAGUGAUCAAACGGAGAUCACCUACAAAUGCAGGAGGUGCAGACGUGCCAUUUUCCUUGACUUGAGCGUGCUUUCACACAUCACCGGUGAGGGCCAAAGAAGCUUUCAGUGGCACAAACAAUCCCACCCUCUCUCUCAGGGAGUGAGCUCACCCCCGUCUGACACAAUGGACCCGUCUGCAUCCUGCACCUCCCUGUUUGUUGAGCCAGUGAAGUGGAUGGAACCACUCAUGAUCGGGAGGUUAGAUGGGAAGCUGUCAUGCCCUAAGUGUAAUGCCAGACUGGGUUCCUUCAACUGGUCAGGUCUUCGGUGUUCAUGUGGUGCUUGGGUGACCCCAGCCUUUCAGAUUCAUCGAAAUCGAGUGGACAAAGUGGCACACCAGCAGCAAACGACACCACAAACCAGUUAGCUUCGACUGUAAUUGUUAAAUGGUGAGCUACAGUAACACGCUUUUUUUUUUUUUUGACUUUUGAACAUCUAGUCGCAGGCACAUCUCGAGAUUUAUGACUUUUUCUCAAAAUAUGUUUUCCAGUGUCUACAACCAGCUGCUUGCUCAGGCCCCAAGUAGGCUUCAUGUCCAAUGAAAAUACUCAAAUGAUGUGGCCGAAAGAGGAACUUGUGUGAAAAAAUCAUCGGCAUUGAAACCUGUGACUUUAUCCAGCCCUGUAGUAGGCUUUUGUGUUUUCAGUGUUCAACACAAAAAGUAAAGAUAUGCACCCACGUCAGCAUCCAAUAAUGCUCACUACUUUUAUUCAGUUUCCUUAUCUUAAUUUGAAACAAUGUAAGUGUUACCCUUUUGUCAUGGAAUCACAUUGAGUACUAAUCAACUGUUAUCCACAAAAUAACCUGUCUUGGAGUCUUCACUGGGAAGAGAUUUGUCAUUUAAUCACAAGUAAAAAGUCUGGGCACUGAUUUUUUUUAUACUCGAUUUUCCUUUUUUGAACUGUUGCUUUUUGGUUUAACUGAUCAGGUCUAACGAAACAUGUUCAUACUUCAUUCUUUGUUAACUCAUCUAUGCAGAUGGCGUAGCUAGAAUUUACUAGUGGGAGAGGACAAGGGGGCACCAGCAUCUUAUGGGGGGGGGGACAGCUCUUAUUGGUGUGGUUUUUUUGUGGGCAACUUUUUGUUAGCCCUGUUCAGUAUCCAUUCAACCCUUUUUUUGUGGGGGCAGGGGGGCACACUGGGAAUUUGUGGGGGGGGGCAUGUGCCCCCAAGGCCCCCCAGUGGCUAUGCUACUGAUCACCCGAGGUGUUUGGAUUAGUUCUACAGUUUCCAAAUAAAAGAUUUCUGAUAAAUCUUAUUUUGUGAGCAACAUGAGGAAGAGGGAUUUCUUUCCUCCAGUAAGGGAGCAACUUGGUAUUAUUCAUAAGUAAUCAAUUUGAAAUGCUUAUUGAAAUUUGAAAAUUUCAAUUGAAAUUUCACGUUUCCCCUGUAAACGUUAGUGAAAAUUAAUCACCUGUUCACCUAAUUACCAUCUACUCUUACUACAGAUAUGUUUAAUUCUUAUUCAUAGUCUUCACUGGUCAUGAAGGAAAACGUUUUUCAAGUCCUUCGAAAUCUGGUCCAUAGUCCGUGGUCAUGCAUCAUUAUGUAAUCAAUUCCGAGGUCCUUCGGGACAAAGUGACUUUUUCUUCAUAAAUUUCUGGAGGAAAUGUUCUGGAAAUAACCUGACCGCUGCAACAAAACUGUCAUUAACACUAGCCAAAACACACUACAUGUAUGUUGUAAUUGGCGAGCGGCAUUAGAGGCCACCCAUUGCUGUGGCACCACACUCGUGGACAGGUGGUCUGGGUGCACCUUACAUGUUUCUUCGACCCUGCCAAAUGAGCGCGCAUGAUGCUGCCGCAGUAAUGCCGUCUCCUAUCCUGAAAUUAGUGUAUAUGCGCAGAGCCCGUUACUUUACUCUGGUUAUGCACCGGCUAUCUGCGAUUACUGAAUAAAGUUUGCAAGUAGCUUA